Molecule: messenger RNA, 2396 nt
Organism: Jaculus jaculus (lesser Egyptian jerboa)
Lineage: Eukaryota; Metazoa; Chordata; Mammalia; Rodentia; Dipodidae
Gene: Hinfp
Product: histone H4 transcription factor
Exons: 9
Coding region: 906-1841 (311 amino acids)
Biological process (GO): anatomical structure development; regulation of transcription by RNA polymerase II
Molecular function (GO): RNA polymerase II cis-regulatory region sequence-specific DNA binding; DNA-binding transcription factor activity, RNA polymerase II-specific
Source: RefSeq, a predicted model, not a curated record
AACCUGUGGCUCCAGUGUGAGUGGGGGUCCUGUUCCUUUGUGUGUUCCACCAUGGAGGAGUUUUUCCAGCAUGUCACUCAGCACCUGCAGCAGCACAUGCAUGGCCCCAGGGAGGAAGAUGAGGAAGAUGACCCACUUGCUCACUGAUACAGCUAGUGUGGCUAGCCAGCUUGCUAUGGGGAUCCCUGUCUCCACUUCCCAAGCGCUGAGAUUACAGAGGAAGAAUUCUCCUGUUUGUGGCAGGAGUGUGGCUUUUGCUCUCUGGAUAAUUCCACUGACCUCAUCCGCCAUGUCUACUUCCACUGCUACCAUACCAAGCUGAAACAGUGGGGGCUGCAAGCCUUGCAAAGCCAGGCUGACCUCAGUCCCUGCAUCUUGGACUUCCAGAGCCGCAACGUCAUUCCUGAUGUCCCAGGCUUCCUGUGUCUGUGGGAACAUUGUGAGGUCAGCAGACAGUGCCAGAAAUAGGGGUGGAAGGAAGUUGGGGAUCUUAACUCAAGAUGCUUUGACUCUUUCUGGGGUGCCUUAUAUUUCUGAGACUUUUGCUAGUAUCUCUCUAUUUCUGUGUAAUUCUUUUCCUCAAACUUUCCCAUCCCCUUCAAGUUAAUCUGGGGGAGAGCCAAGAAGCCCCUUUUGGACUCAGGGGUAAGAGUCCCUCUGCCCACCCUCAGUCCUCACCCCAAGUUGCCCUGGCACAGAGCUCCUUCGACAAUCCUGAGUGGUUCUAUCGGCACGUGGACGCACACAGCCUGUGCUGUGAAUACCAAGCUGUCAGCAAGGACAACCAUGUGGUGCUGUGUGGCUGGAAAGGCUGCACCUGCACCUUCAAGGACCGGUGUAAGCUUCGAGAACACCUUCGUAGCCACACCCAGGAAAAAGUGGUGGCCUGCCCCACCUGUGGGGGCAUGUUUGCCAACAACACCAAGUUCUUAGAUCACAUCCGUCGCCAGACUUCAUUGGAUCAGCAGCGGUUUCAGUGCUCUCACUGCUCCAAGAGAUUUGCCACAGAGCGGCUUUUGCGGGACCACAUGCGUAACCAUGUGAAUCACUAUAAAUGCCCCUUGUGUGACAUGACCUGCCCACUGCCUUCUUCCCUCCGCAACCACAUGCGCUUUCGACAUAGUGAGGACCGGCCCUUUAAAUGUGACUGUUGUGACUACAGUUGCAAGAAUCUGAUUGACCUCCGGAAGCACCUGGACACCCAUAGCAAGGAGUCAGCCUACAGGUGUGAUUUUGAGAACUGCGGCUUCAGUGCCCGGUCGCUAAGCUCUAUCAAGUCCCAUUAUCGCAAAGUGCAUGAAGGAGACUCAGAGCCAAGGUACAAAUGUCACGUGUGUGACAAAUGCUUCACACGUGGCAACAACCUUACCGUGCACCUUCGCAAGAAGCACCAGUUCAAGUGGCCCUCAGGGCACCCCCGUUUUCGGUACAAGGAGCAUGAAGACGGCUACAUGCGGCUGCAGCUGGUUCGCUACGAGAGCGUGGAGCUGACGCAGCAGCUACUGCGGCAGCUACAAGAGGGAUCAGACUUGGGAGUGACGCUGAACGACAGCAGCCUGCAGGGCAUUGUUCUAGAAACUGUGCUGGGGGAGCCAGGACCUGAAGAAGAGGCGGAAGAGGAUGUGGGUGACGAGGGGACUGCCCUCUCAGCUUUUCAGGACAACCCCAGCCCUGUCAUCCAUGUGGUAAAUCAGACCACCACCCAGGGCCAGCAAGAGGUUGUCUACUAUGUGCUGUCAGAAGCCCCAGGAGAGCCCCCACCAGCCCCUGUACCACCCUCGGGGGACCUCAUGGAAAAGCUUCAAGGAAUACCUGAGAAUCCAGAGGUCCAGAUGGUGUAAAGACUGCAGAGCCUGACUGACCACUCCUACUCCAGACCUUGACCUUGGGUUUGAGCCAGGCAGGUGGUGGUACCGCUAACAGGCAGUCCUUGUCCAUGGAUGCUUUAGGAGUGGUGCUGGAGUGGAGGUGUCUCCUCUGGCCCAGACUUGCCUUGUUCUGCAGACUCUGAGGACUUGUCUCUUACCACACGGCUAUUGUGGGGAUCCUAAGGAGUUGGGAUUUUUGGAGGUGAUCCUGUAUGUGUGUGCUUGUUGUGAGGGCUGUUGUUAGGCUCAAGUAUGACCUCCCCUCAACGUGCUAGACAGUAAAUCAGUCAGUUCACAUCUAGUCCCACCUCUAAAGUCCAUAGGCCCUGGGAUGAUGAGUGACUGGUCCUUAACAAGGGCCCUUUCCUCACCACCAGUUAAGCGCUGGUCACCAGUAUCCAUUCCUCUCUUAAGGUUUCAUCCUAUACCCCAGGGACAUUUGUGGUUAUCCUCAGGGACAGGAUUGGAGGCUGUGUUGUGUGUGUGUGUGACAAUUGUUUUUGGUAAUAAACACUUGUUACUCAUUUC